This is a messenger RNA of Microdochium trichocladiopsis, 734 nucleotides long. RefSeq lists its product as uncharacterized. Bases 202 to 519 code for a protein of 105 amino acids. The transcript has 3 exons. NCBI's taxonomy places the organism in Eukaryota, Fungi, Ascomycota, Sordariomycetes, Xylariales, Microdochiaceae. The record is from RefSeq and is a predicted model, not a curated record.
CCAGGCAGUCUCAUGCGGGCGUGAUAACGUCAAUGCAGCAGCAGCACCACACCACACCAGAGUACAGCUUCACACACAUGGCGUGCAUGAUUAGAUUAGCCCACCGUCGUCGCACUCAAUCAAUCUCUUCUUGCCCAUGGGGGGGUUGCAAAGCCUCCAGGUCCUUAGGCGCGAUCCUUGGCUAUAGUGCCAAACCUUGAUAUGGCAAUCGUCACGGGGAUUGUGGCAGCCGCGUGCGCGCAGGCGACAAUGCUGAAGCGGCGCCUCCUGGAACGCUCCGCGGAACCUUGGGAAGAGUGCUUUGUCCCCAAGCCACGUUCCGGCAUGCGGGCAAAGUCUCGCAUUAAAUCCUCGGGCAGCUUGGCCAAUGGUGAAGCGAGCAACGGACUCCCCGUUGGCCACUGCGCAGAUGUCAAAACAACAAGGGGAGGCGAGGCUCUUCUCGUAUUGGUCGGGUCGAGGAAUCCUUCGGAUCGUGUCUUCCCUUCCAGCAAGCCUAUGCCGGAUGGUCAUUCUUAGAACCCGAGCCCGAAACCACGGAACAAAGACGAAACCUGCAUAGUGCGAUCAUGAAUAAUCUCUUAUGGUACCAACAGAAGAAUUCUGUGGUGUUUCUCUCCGCGUCGCGAAAUCGCAGCCAAGCAUCAACGACUCACACGGUCGGCAGACCAGCAGAAUGCCGGUGCCUGUUGUGCGGUAAAUUUUGUAGAGUUUGCGACGCUUGCCCAGAGUGG